AUGCCCAAGCGCCGAGCAGUCGACACGGGGCCGUUCCCGCCACCAUUGCGACGCGCCGGCGACGAACUUGUCCUCGACCCAACGUGUCCUCGGCAGACGCUUGCGUCGUGGCGAGCUGACAUGGACCGCAACAAAGUCACGGCGGCACGGCGCACGAUCUACCUCGUGCCGCCUGCUAUUUUGGACGCGCCACCGACGUCGUUUCCAUCGGCCCUCUACACAUCGCGAUCGCCCAUGCCCAGCAGCGCUGUCGAUCGUCUCGAGGACUAUGUGCGCGCAUUUUACACCAACAUGCUUGUCAAAACGCUGGCCGCCCCGGCCCUGACAAGCUGGGACAAUGGCCGCCGGUACGUGGGGCUGAUCCCGCGCCCGGGCCAGAGUGAUAGCGCUGUGCGCAUUCGCACACGUAAGGCGCCGGACGGUAUAUUUCCGCAUCAGCUCCACCUCGAUGACCUCCUCGACGCGCUCCUCGACGACGUGGUGCCAGACGACGCCUAUGCGGUGCUCUGGCUCGUCGAACACGACCUCUACGAAGGGCCCGAUGAUGUGUUUACAUGUGGCAGAGCGUACGGCGGCAGUCGCGUCGCGCUCGUCUCGAGUGCCCGCUACGACCCGCGCUUGGACAGCACGGUCGAUGGCUUGGAUGCCAACGAUGCGUGGCCGCUGGGCCAUGCCACGUGUAGUCCGGCGAUCCAAGCAGCGGCAAUAGCUUAUGUGAACGCGGCUCGUCAUGCCGAGGGUGCCGACAUCUGGAUCGAUCGGCUCUGUCGCACGGUGACGCACGAGCUUGGCCACUGCUUUGGCAUCGAGCACUGCGUCGACUUUGCGUGCUGCAUGCAAGGCAGCGCGUCGAUUGCAGAAGACUACCGACAACCGCCGUACGUCUGUCCCCUUGACGCGGAAAAGAUCCUCGAAGCAACGUCGUCGACAAUCGAAGCGCGCGACGCGGCGCUUCGCACGUGCUGCCGCAAGUACCCCACGAGCCCGCUCCUGUCGGCGCUCGCCGCGUGGACGGAAAUAGCGACCACGACAAUCUCCCGUGGGACCAAGCGGUCUCGAGGCAUGGCACACAAAGAAGCCAGUCGAUAG
Molecule: messenger RNA, 1089 nt
Organism: Saprolegnia parasitica CBS 223.65
Lineage: Eukaryota; Oomycota; Saprolegniomycetes; Saprolegniales; Saprolegniaceae
Exons: 1
Coding region: 1-1089 (362 amino acids)
Biological process (GO): proteolysis
Molecular function (GO): metallopeptidase activity
Source: RefSeq, a predicted model, not a curated record